Pipistrellus nathusii (Nathusius's pipistrelle) is the source of this 600-nucleotide messenger RNA. The record is from the annotation of a GenBank genome assembly. NCBI's taxonomy places the organism in Eukaryota, Metazoa, Chordata, Mammalia, Chiroptera, Vespertilionidae.
AUGGCGUCCAGCAGUGGGACGAAAAACUUGGACUUUCGCCGCAAGUGGGACAAAGAUGAAUACGAGAAGCUCGCUGAGAAGAGGCUCACGGAAGAGAGAGAAAAGAAGGAUGGAAAACCAGUGCAGCCAGUCAAGCGGGAGCUCCUCCGGCAUAGGGACUACAAGGUGGACCUGGAAUCCAAGCUCGGGAAGACAAUUGUCAUUACCAAGACCACCCCACAAUCUGAGAUGGGAGGAUAUUACUGUAAUGUCUGUGACUGUGUUGUGAAGGACUCCAUCAACUUCCUGGAUCACAUUAAUGGAAAGAAACAUCAGCGAAAUCUGGGCAUGUCUAUGCGUGUGGAACGUUCCACCUUGGAUCAGGUGAAGAAACGUUUUGAAGUCAAUAAGAAGAAGAUGGAAGAGAAACAAAAGGAUUAUGAUUUCGAGGAAAGGAUGAAGGAGCUCAGAGAAGAAGAGGAAAAGGCCAAAGCCUACAAGAAAGAGAAACAGAAGGAGAAGAAAAGGAGGGCUGAGGAGGACUUGACAUUUGAGGAGGAUGAUGAAAUGGCAGCUGUGAUGGGCUUCUCUGGCUUUGGUUCCACCAAGAAGAGUUACUGA